This is a messenger RNA of Stegastes partitus (bicolor damselfish), 2214 nucleotides long. Its product is annotated as taste receptor type 1 member 1-like. Gene Ontology annotation, biological process: G protein-coupled receptor signaling pathway. NCBI's taxonomy places the organism in Eukaryota, Metazoa, Chordata, Actinopteri, Pomacentridae. The transcript is spliced from 7 exons. Gene Ontology annotation, cellular component: plasma membrane. Gene Ontology annotation, molecular function: G protein-coupled receptor activity. The record is from RefSeq and is a predicted model, not a curated record. The coding region runs from base 1 to 2214 and encodes 737 amino acids.
AUGAAACAUGUUCUUUCUACUCUGUGUCUGCUGGGAUCUCUUUUACAUGCCUCAACUCGAUGCACUGCCCCGGCCUCAGAGUUUCAUCUUCAAGGAGAUUAUUUGAUUGGUGGACUUUUUGAUAUCCACCAUGCCAGUAGCCCUCCUCAUCACACCAGACCAGAAGCCAUCGACUGCUCCAGUCAACCCAUUCUCCUCCCAAAUUAUCGGAGGUUCCAGCUGAUGAGAUUCGCCGUAGAGCAAAUCAAUAACUCCACCAACCUACUGCCCGAUGUGUCUCUCGGCUAUGAGAUGUUUGACCAAUGCUCAGAUAUACAGAACUUCCCAGGCAUUUUAAAGCUCGCCUCAGCCAGUGGGUUUGUUCAUCCUUGGGGUGAACCACACCAACAACAAGCACAAAAGUCCAACGAGUCCACGGUGAUAGCAGUGAUUGGUACGUUUACAAGCAGACGUUCUCUGACUGCAGCCCCACUCUUCAUGGUCAAUCUCAUUCCAAUGGUCAGUUAUGGAGCCUCUAGUUCUGCAUUUUCAGCAAAAAUGAAAUACCCCUCUUUCCUGCGGACAGUGCACCCCAAUAAAGACAUCAUAGAAGUGAUUGUUAACAUGGUGCUAUACUUCAACUGGCGCUGGGUUGCUUUCCUUAACAGUGACAAUGAUUAUGGAAUUGAUGGACUGGCAAUGUUUCUAAAAAGGAUCGAGGAUACUAAUAUCUGCCUGGCAUACCACAAAGAUUUAAAUGACAACACAAAUUACUCCCUAAUGUUCAAACAGAUAGAAGCACAGGAUGUACACGUCAUUAUUGUUUUUUCUUCACAACUGCCCGCUGAAUCUCUCAUUGAAGCAGCAAUACAACUGAAUAUCACAAACAAAGUGUGGAUAGCAGAUGAAGGAUGGUCUUUAAACAAAAAGCUUGCAAAGCUGGAAGGAAUCAAAAACAUUGGAACUAUCCUUGGGAUGUGUCAGUCAGCGGAAUCAAUACCUGGUUUCACUGAUUUUAUUUAUUCUACCAAAAGCCAGCUUCUCUGUGGAGAUGAAGGAAGGCAGGAGUUCUGCAAUCAGAAUUGCAACUGCAGUAGCCUGAGUGCUGAGGAUAUUCUUACUGUGGAUCCGUCGUUCUCUUUUCCUGUUUAUGCUGCCACAUAUGCCAUCGCUCAUGCCUUGCACAAUGCCUUACAAUGCGGAGGCGGCAGAUGUAAUAAAAAUAUUACAGUGUACCCACAUAAGGUUCUAGAAGAGCUGAAGAAAUCAAAUUUCACACUUUUAAAUCAGCACAUUCAGUUCGAUGAGAACGGUGACCCCAAGUUCGGAGGCUAUGAUGUAGUUUUCUGGAAUGACAGCGGUGAUGCGCAGAAGAUCGGCUUUCAUCAGUUUUACCCAUCGGUUCAUUUCUCCAUCGACAGCACCAAAAUCAAGUGGUACACAAAUGGAGAAGUGCCUACUUCAGUGUGUUCCCAGGAAUGUCAUGCAGGAUAUGCAAAAAAGCAACUUCAAGGCGAAAAAUGUUGCUUCACUUGUCGAAUCUGUCCAAAUGGAACUUACAUCAACCGCACAGAGGAUCCCUACGACUGCAUCGACUGCAAGGACACAGAAUGGUCUGCAGAGGGAAGUACAUCCUGCAAUCUGCGACUGGUGGAGUUCAUACCGUUUACAGACAGCGGGGCCAUACUGAUCAUGCUCGGUGCCGGGGCCUUGGUGGGCCUCACGUUAGUUGUGUCUGUUCUCUUUGCCAUCAACUACAACACACCUGUUGUCAGAUCUGCUGGAGGACCGAUGUGCUUCCUGAUCUUAGGCUGCCUCAGUCUGUGCAGCAUCAGUGUUUUCUUUUACUUUGGGAAGCCGUCAGUUCCUUCUUGUGUCUUAAGGUUCUUACCGUGUCUUUUGUUCUACACUGUUUGUCUGGCGUGUUUUGUUGUGCGCUCUUUUCAGAUUGUUUGCAUUAAAGACCUGCCGAAAAACUACAACGAGGCCAAAGCCAUAACCUUCUGCCUCCUGCUGCUGAUCCUCACAUGGAUCAUCUUUGCCACUGAAUACAUGCUCUAUCGUGGCAAGUACAUCCACACAUUCAACGCCCUGGCUGUGCUCUCCAGUCUCUACUGCUUUCUGUUGUGGUAUUUCCUCCCGAAAUGCUACAUCAUUAUUCUUCAGCCCCAUAAAAAUACGCCGCAGUACUUCCAAGGUCUCAUUCAGAAUUACACCAAAACUAUCAGUCAGUAG